AUGGGGCAGGAGUCAUUGGAUGCCAUUGCAUUCUACUUGCGCUUCCCAGGCCACCGUGCCAGGGCUGGGAACACGCACUGCCUCCUGCCACCCCAUCAGCACCGCGUUGGUGCCAGUGCUUCGAGCAUCCCCUGGGACCCCCAAAUCCUGCACGGCACCGUUUCCCCGGGACCCCCGGCCUGCGAGCAUCCCCGGGACCCCCAACUCCUGCGGGGCACCGUUUCCCCGGGACCCCCGGCCUGCGAGCAUUCCCGGGACCCGCAAAUCCUGCACGGCACCGUUUCCCCGGGACCCCCGGCCUGCGAGCAUCCCCUGGGACCCCCAAAUCCUGCACGGCACCGUUUCCCCGGGACCCCCGGCCUCCGAGCAUCCCCGGGACCCGCAGCUCCCGCAGGACCCCCGGCCUGCGAGCAUCCCCCCACCGGGAGCCGCGGCUCCGGGCCGUGCGUGCCCCGGUGCCCGGGCUGCCGGUGCGGGCGCCUCCCGUGCCCCGCCGCGCUCAGCCGUGCGCGCCCCGGGCCGCUCCGCCGCGGUUACCGGCGGGGCAGGCACCGGGCUGGGGCUCGGCCCGGCGCGGGCAUUUCCAGCGCAGCCCCGGCGCUCCCGGAGGCUGCGGCAGGGCGGGCUCGGGACCCGCCGCACGCCCCCCGCGCCGAGCGCAGCGGAGCGGGGAUGGGGCCGCCCGCGGUGCCCGGGCGCGGGGCGCUCCGGUGA
This is a messenger RNA of Melozone crissalis (California towhee), 714 nucleotides long. Its product is annotated as putative cuticle collagen 80. The transcript has 2 exons. Lineage: Eukaryota; Metazoa; Chordata; Aves; Passeriformes; Passerellidae. The coding region runs from base 1 to 714 and encodes 237 amino acids. The record is from RefSeq and is a predicted model, not a curated record.